AUGUCGAAGGUGGACGCAGCAGGGGUUGUAGAAUCAGAGGAGGUGCGGGGAGUCAGUCCUGCGCCCGAGGUAUUGGAGGAUGACUCUUGCAUUGGUGCUGAAGUUGAGCUCAUGGUCGAUCGGGGGGAUGGUGAUUGGUCCAGAGAGACGUCGGGAUGUUGCUUGGAGAGAUAUCUGAAGAGUAUGUGAGAGGCGACGGAGGAGUGAUAGAGAGUCAGAUAGAGCGAGA
Messenger RNA from Blastomyces dermatitidis ER-3, 229 nucleotides. RefSeq lists its product as uncharacterized. The transcript has a single exon. Lineage: Eukaryota; Fungi; Ascomycota; Eurotiomycetes; Onygenales; Ajellomycetaceae. The record is from RefSeq and is a predicted model, not a curated record. Bases 1 to 189 code for a protein of 62 amino acids.